This is a messenger RNA of Osmia lignaria (orchard mason bee), 8539 nucleotides long. RefSeq names its product synaptotagmin 1 (gene Syt1). The record is from RefSeq and is a predicted model, not a curated record. Gene Ontology annotation, cellular component: plasma membrane; exocytic vesicle; dense core granule. Gene Ontology annotation, biological process: synaptic vesicle endocytosis; calcium ion-regulated exocytosis of neurotransmitter. NCBI's taxonomy places the organism in Eukaryota, Metazoa, Arthropoda, Insecta, Hymenoptera, Megachilidae. Gene Ontology annotation, molecular function: phosphatidylserine binding; calcium ion binding; SNARE binding.
UCGUGUCCCAUCGUCGAGAGACCGUGCCACCGAUAGAUUUUCCGCCACCUACACCGUCGUCGAUGUCGCAGGGCGUAUAAUGAUGCGCUUGUAAAACGCGACGUUUCGUGUUUUCAUCCGCCGUUUCUAUCGUGUUCACGUCAAAACAGCAGCUUCAUUUUUUGCAUCGUUCGGACCACGUAGACGUAGGAUCGACGAGCUAGUAGAUAAAAGAGGAGGAACAACCCCCGUUUCAGAGCAGGCAGCCGACGAAAAAGCACCAAAAUGCCUGCCAUAAAGAGAGAGGCAGAGCCCUUGCCAGAGGGCGUAACCGAAAAUGAUAACGACUCGACGUUCAACUACAGUUCAGAGGAGCCAGAAACAGGAACGGAAGCGGAAGUGGGGACCGAAUCUGUCGCAGAAACGUUUGAAACUGAAGUACAGAAUUUGGGGAAGGAACUUGCGGAAGAGAUGGGAAUACCAACAUGGGGACUAGUCGCAAUUUUAAUAGCUGUAGGAGUAGUAGUUCUCGGGAUAUGCUUCUGCUGCAUAAGAAGAUGCUGUCGCAAAAGACGAUCCAAGGACGGCAAGAAAGGGUUGAAGGGUGCAGUAGAUUUGAAAUCGGUGCAACUGUUAGGAAGCACGUACAAAGACAAGGUUCAGCCGGAUAUGGAAGAAUUGACCGACAAUGCUGAGGAGCCGGACGAAGCUGAAAGCAAGCAGAGUGAGGUGAAACUCGGUAGACUUCAAUACAAGCUCGAAUACGACUUCAACACGAACAGUUUGGCAGUGACGGUGAUACAAGCUGAAGACCUUCCAGCAUUGGACAUGGGUGGUACGUCCGACCCGUACGUGAAGGUGUAUCUGUUACCGGAUAAGAAGAAAAAAUUCGAAACGAAAGUGCACAGGAAAACUCUCAGUCCGGUUUUCAAUGAAACUUUCACAUUCAAGGGUGUUCCUUACGCAGACGCCAUGAACAAGACGCUCGUUUUCGCGAUCUUCGAUUUCGACAGGUUCUCGAAACACGACCAAAUCGGUGAAGUGAAGGUUCCACUCUGCCAGGUUGAUUUGGCUCAAACGAUUGAAGAAUGGAGGGAACUGCAAAGUGUCGAGGGUGAAGGUGGUCAGGAUAACAAAUUGGGAGAUAUAUGCUUCUCGCUCCGAUACGUACCCACAGCCGGUAAACUGACGGUGGUCAUCUUAGAAGCGAAGAACUUGAAGAAAAUGGAUGUCGGUGGUCUGUCAGAUCCCUAUGUGAAAAUUGCUUUGAUGCAAAAUGGCAAGAGAUUGAAGAAAAAGAAAACGUCCAUUAAGAAGUGCACUCUUAAUCCUUAUUACAACGAAUCAUUCACGUUUGAGGUACCCUUCGAGCAGAUACAGAAAGUGCAAUUGGUUGUCACGGUAGUCGAUUACGAUCGUAUCGGCACCUCAGAACCCAUUGGGAAGGUCGUCUUGGGGCACAACGCGAGUGGAACAGAGUUGAGACACUGGACCGAUAUGUUGGCAACCCCGAGACGUCCUAUUGCUCAAUGGCACACGCUUAAAGAUCCCGAGGACGGCGACAAGAAAGACUAAGUUCGUUUCGAAAUUGUCCAGGUUUAAGGUAAUGCACACCAAAGGUUCUAAGCAGUUACGACAAAUGUACAGAAAAAAGCAUUUCUUUCGUUUUUUCGUAUGUUUUCCGUUUUACGCUUUUUGCCAUCCCUCCCUCCCCCUUCCCAUUACUCGACAAACUAUAUAUAUAUAUAAAUAUAUGUAUAUUUUCCAAUGAUAUCCACGAUUCCACUGUACGAGGAUGCAGGAUUUCUCUGGACAAACGAAAGAAACGAGAGAUGUGCAAAAGAAAAAUUUGAAAAAAAUGAAAAAACAUGAUAGAGAAGAGACAUAAAAUGAGAUGCAACGAUCUCUCGAUGUAGCUGGUCGUUCUAUUUAAAAGAAAAAAAAAGAAAUAUAAUCGUGCACGAGAAUGAUAGAGAGAACGUGAGACGGAUGAGAGAAAGACAGAGCGAAAGGUAGAAUGAAAGGAUUAAAUACUAAGAAAGCGAGAGAGAGAAAAAAGAAACAAAAGGGGAUAACUUUAGUAGAUAUUAAUAAUCUAUUGCUAACUAAACAAUAAACACCACCAAAAUGGUUUUAGUAUUAAAUAUGUUCUCAUGGAGUGUAGUGUCUUGUAUAUACGUAUAUCUACUAUACUUUCUUCUGUAGAUGUAAUGUCGAAUGAAUUCAAAAUAACGCGUCUCCUCCUCGAGGUAUCUCGAUGAAGCAUUGAGUAUUUGCAACGCGUAUGUAUUUUUUAUUUUCUCAAAUACGAGUUCUAAAUAGUAAGAUAGCAUGUUUUUUGUUCGUUGUUUCAAUUGAUGGCACGUUUUUUGAUGAGAUGUUUAUAAGAUAGCGAUGCUGUUAAUCUUAUUAGAAAUUAUAUUAUAUAUAUAUUCCGCGUAUAAUAUAUACGACGUAAAUCGUGUUGGACUGUGUGAGCAGUAGUGGAACAUCAACGACGUUUGUACAAAUCGAUAGUCGUGUUCGUGCAAAAAAAAUAAAUGAACAAGUAUAAUUACCUAUAGUUAUAAUUAUAUUGUAAUCAAUACAUAUAAUAGAAACUGAACGGUUUCGUCAUUGUAACUUACCCGAUCGCCUUUAUAUGAUUUCUUUUGUACAAUUCACAUGCGAACUUUCCUACUGUUUCUCUUCUUUGUAUUAAUAUUUAUUUGCUAAUAUUUCAAGGAACGAUGCAUUGAAUUUUUUUGCAAACCGACAAUGCUUAGAUCGCGAUACCUUUGUACUGGUAACGACCAUAGACUAUGCGCUACCUGUACGGGCAACUCGUCCGAUCAAAACGAAUCUCCUAUCAACACAGAGGACGGGAAAUUCAAAAACUUCUCUAAUAAAAUACAAGUUUCUACGGUUUCACUAGCGAACAAACUCCACAGAAGUUUUUGUUGUAAUUGCAUCGUUCGAUUAUAAUACUUUCACUAGCAUAAUUUCAUAGUUCACUUGUUUUAUCGAUAAAAGUGUUAUAAUCGAUGACUGCACGAAUGGUGGUUUGUCCGUAGAGCGAGACUGAAAUAGAACAAAGGAAUACGAUUUGAUUAGCGAGUUACCGAGAUUGAAUGUGCGGAAUUGUUGGUAAACAUUGUAUCUUUAUCCACGGGUGUUCGUUUUUCCCGCGAUUCUGCAUGUUCGUUCAAAAUAUACAUACAUGUGUACGUGAAAUUGUAAACAUAUUGGUGUACACGGUGUUUCAUAACGUAUGGGGCCCUGUUCAGCAAAAGAUUAGAGACACGGACAUUGUAAAAGGAGUUCCUAUAGACAUACAUAUACUCGUCGUCAAAUCAGACUUCCCUAGGGAAAAUAGUGGUAUAGGAAAAACAGGAAUUCCCAAAAUCUUAAUUUUGAUGAUAUUAAUAUUAAAAGUAAUUUAAAUUAAAAAAAUAUAUAAUUUUUAAUUAUUAAAUAUUAAAAAUUUGGCAAAAGAAUAAAUAAAUAUCAAUUUAAAUUUUCCCGCGUGAACAUUUAUAUAUAAGUGGUGGGAAGCAACAAACCUAUAUAUAUAUAUAUAUAUAUAUAUAUAUAUAUAUAUAUAUAUAUAUAUAUAUGUAUAUGUAUAUGAGAUCCUCUUUCCUACAUCCUCAAUCUUCCUGUGGCUACCUAAGAGGUGGGGUGAGAGCUCACGGAAGCCUAAUUUCAUUAUGAGUGCUCAUCAUAAUUUCAACCUAACCUCCAAAUUACAUCGUUUGAUCCUUGUUUUUUGAACAACUCUGUAACUUCAAACAGACUUUAACAUUAUUAAAUAUUUGUUUUAAAUUAACUAUUCAAUUAUAUUAAAUCUCUGUUCUCUUAUCGCAUUAAACGUCUAAAUACAUUACUAAAUAUCUGUGUCAAGACAAUUAUUUAAUUAAUUCUCAUAGUAAAAUAAGUUAAAAAAUAGAUUUAUCGUUGGAAAAUAUUAAAAUAAAAAAAGUGGCUAUAACUUAAAAAUAAAAGUAAAUAAAUCUAUACUUUUUUCAUUGUCUUUGUGUUUUCUAUCAGUCAUUGAAGCGAGUCCUGUACAUUAUGAAACACUCUGUAUAUAUUUACCACGUGUUAUAUACAUAUAUAUAGAUACUGUUAUUGUUUUUCAAAACGUAAUAGGCCUACCAAUUGUAUAACUUGCGUCAUCAUUUCGUUGAACUGUUUCUCGGAUAAUGAGCGUAAAGAAAGGAAAAAGAAGAAGGUUAGUGACGAGUCCACGGUGAUUCUUUAUUGUAUCUUGGGAAUUGAAGGAAGAACAUAAAAGAAGAAAAAUGUUACGCGGCUAUUAAUGAUACGUUCCAGGCUAAACUUUACGAAACAAUUACGAACGUCCUGAGAUCUACAAAGCAUUAUAUAUUAUAUAUAAAUAUAUUAUAUAUAUUAUAUGUAUCCUUCGAGAAAAAGAUAAAGAAAAACGAUUGUUAGAAAACUGACUUUAUACAGUAUUAACUGAGUUUGACUGCUAUCAAACAAAAAAAAACUAAUGUUCAUAUAUUUUAUCGCAUCGUUGACUUUGAAGCUUCGAAUUCGACUGAAAGAAAGGAAAAAGAAAAAAGAAUGGGUUGAUAGGUACAAUAAAUGUAGUUUUUGCGUGGGUACGUGUUUUAAAGCUAAGAAAAAGCACGUUUUAUUAGAAGUCCUCGAAAGAAAUACCUUCCUUCGACGCACCGCAUUUUUUUUUUCACUCAAAGUCAUCGGCUAACAUUGGUGACUUUGCGAACGAAAAGAAUGAGCAUCCAUGUAAACGGGCCUUAACGCUUUAUCGAGUUCUCCUUCCCUCGUCCAAUCGUGGUCGAGCAAAUGCAUCGUAACUUUGUAAAUAUCACGCAGAGAUUUUCUCAGUUGUCGUUAAAUCUUCAUAAAUUCCAUUCGAAUCAGCAUCAUCGUAGUAAUUAGAAACUUUUGAUUCCCCGUGCGAUUCGAUCUUUCUUUUUCUUCUUCUUUCGAGCAUAGUACGUGUACUUACUCUACGUUUCACGCAACCUUCACCAGAUAAGCAUUGCACGUGAUCAAGUUGUAAUAAGCAUGUAACGAUAUCACUACCGGUAACGAUAUUAGUAGUAACAUUAAUUAUUCGUAACAAAGAAAAAGAUAUCAUGAAGAAAGUGUUAAGGUGUACUCAACAAUUUCGUAAAGCUUAUCAGUUUAAUGCUGAUCAGAUAAAAGUCCUACGCCCCUUCGAGUUUGAACAGGUACGGUGUUUAUUAGAUUAGUACAAAGGGUUCGUUGUAUAUUUGGAUCUAGGUUAAAAUUAUGUUUAUCAAAUCAACUUUUUACUUAUAGUUAUUUUUUGUAUUUCGUUUUUAUGGAAUUUAUGAACUUAUUGUUAGUUCAAAUGGGACGUUGUACACCGCCGAGCAAAGGGGCUUUCCUUAGGAAAAAGUGACGAUAGAGGAGAAACAGAACUAUUGCUUACUAUACAGGGUGAUCCACUCGCAACCGGACACAAAGGAACAUUGGCGACAAUGAACCCCUUGACCGCACCAUAAAGAGGUCCGCAUUGUCACGUGCCAGCGGGGACUUACCCGGGCCGAGACGACUCUGUAUCUUCAUGGUGCAGUCAAGGGGUUCAUUGUCGCCAGUUCCUUUAUGUCCGGCUGCGAGAGGAUCACCCUGCAGACUGGCUAUCGAGUUCGGGUAGAUUCUCAAUGGGCCGGUAGGGAUUUGGGACCUAAUUAAUUAAAAUUAGGGGUGAAAACUUAAGUCCCAGUCCGCCUCUGAUUACAGUACUCGAAAAUUUCAAUGCAUUCUAUGUACUUUUAGUUUAUCAAUACUUAUUUUAAUAUGGAUUAUUUUUAAAAUACUGUUAAGCAAAAAAUUUAAAAGGCGAAACUUUUAUUUAAUGGAUGAAUUUAAGUACAAUCAACAGCCUCAUAUGAAUGAUUAUCUUGAUUAUUAUUUUAGUCGUUAUAUUAUCAUUAUUAAAAAUAGUAAUUUUCAAAGUCCUAAUUUUGAAUAGUAUAUUAAUAUUAAUUUUUAAUGUUUAAUUAUUAAAUAUUAUAAAACUUUUAUCGCAAGUGAUGGGUUCCUUCCAGCAGGCGCGAUGCUGGGUAUUGUACAAAUACGACAAACCAUUUGUACCAAUGUGAUAAAACAGAAAGAGAUCAGAGGAAGAGCUACAUAUGUAUGUUAAUUUGAAAAUGUCUUCGACGGAUUUCAUUCCAUGUAUUUCCAGGAUUUCAAUGUUAAUACGAUAAUACAUUUAAUUGUGUACCUGUUAUAUCAUGCACGCUAUACAAAAAAAAAAUCAAUGUUGCUCGAAGUAUAAAAUUGAGAAACGUUUCAUACAAUUCUGCUUCGGGGAACAAUGCGCACCGUCGAAUACAUGAACGAAGUACUCUUCUGAAUUUAGUUAUCUCUCUGUACAUUACAAAACGCGAAAAGAGAAAAAAAACAAUAGAAAUAUUUGGUUAGAAAUAUAUAGAAAUUCGUAUCAAGAUUAUUUUUUGUACGUUAUGAAAACGAUGAAGUAUCUUCGUCAAAUGUCGACUGUUACUUAUUUAACAACGGUGUAACGUUAAUUUAAUGUAUCGCGUAUAAAUUUAGUGUAACGUUAAUUUAAUAUACGGAAAAACGAAACAUGGAUAGAUAACGUUUCCCAUUUCGUCAGUAUCUUGUUAAGUUUCUCGACCCUUUGAAGGGUCGUACGAAGACUCGAUGCCAGAGUACCAUCGCCGAUCAGAGUAUCUAGUCCAGAAAUAAAAAAAAGUACGUUAAGACACUUGAGAGAAGAAUGCAUACAAGUACAACUUUGCCGACAGAAUAUUCCAAAAAAUACGUAAGCACGCUUGCAUUAAUCAUUAUAUCCCUUGGAAACUACAUUCACUAUCUAUAUAACACCUCAAACAUGCAUAUCAAACAUUGUUCCAAGCUUUCCUUAUAUUUUUUUAACAAAGCUUUAGAAACAUCUCAUGCUUGUAUACAUAAUGCAAUCAUAACUUAAGUCUUAAAUAAUACACUUUAUAUGCUAGAAUUGUACAUCAGCACUGUCCAUAAGAGAGAUCCUUUACAUGUUUUGCAAUUUCACUGUUUGGCUCGCCCUUCAGCCUCCUCAGCACUCAUGAAGUCACAGGAAACCCAUCAGUCCCAUUUUAUGGACUCUGUGAUAAGUGUCAAAUAAGCCAUAGUAGGAAGUUGCUAAAUUUUAUAAAAUGUAAACAGUAGCUCUAGUGGAUAACACUUCAGUGGUCUAUAAUGAUAUCACCUAUGGGAACAUUGGUCUAUGAUGACAUUGUCCAUGAGAGCAUUAGUUUAUGACAAUGUUGUCCAUGGGAGCAUUAGUCUAUUGUGAUGCUGCUAUGGGAACAUUGGUUUACAAUGACAUUAUCCAUGAGAGCAUUAGUUUAUAACAAUGGGAGCAUUAGUUUAUAAUCCAUAAUGAUACUAUAUGUUGGAGCAAUAGUCAAGAGCUAUGCUGUUCAUAGGAGCAAUAGGCUAGUAACAAUACUGUUUGUGGAAGCAUUGAUUUAUAAUGAUACUGUCUGAGAAAUCACUGGUCUAUAACUAUGCUGUCUAUGGAAGCACUGCUCUAUAACAAUAUUGUCUGUUGGAAUAGUGAUGUAUAACAAUGCUAUCCAUGGAAACACUGGACUGUAUCAAUGCUGUCUAGGGAAACACUGUCUAUCUAGAAAACCACUGGUCUAUUUCAAUGCUGCCCAUGGAAACACUGAUCUAUAACACUGUUAUUUAUAGAAACAUUGUUCUACAUCAGUGCUAUCCAUAGAAGCAAUAGUUCAUAAUGAUGCCAAUCAUAACAUGUAUCCUUAACAUGUUUUGGUUUUCCAUCACCCAAAUUCUGUAUUAUGUCCAAAUUUAAAUACAUCCAUAAUCUCAUGGUCUGUUCGGAAUCCCAAUUUCUAAACUGUAGAAGCUGCUUUGGAAAACACUGACCUAUCAUUUGUAUUUAGUCUCCCUAACUAACCAUCUUAAAAUAUAUGGUUCUCCAAACUUCUCUUUAGUAAACAAAUUCUUAUCGAAAAUCCACUCAUAAACCCAUUAAUCCCCUAUGAGCAUACAUGGAUAGGUAAUCCAUAAAAAUUUUCCAAGGACUCUUGUGGACAAAACUGUAUAUCCUGCAGCGAUAGUUUAUAAUAAUCAUCGAUAACUGCGAUUUAAUUAUUCACAGGUAAUUCGAUAGUUCAUGGUAUUGAUGCUGAUUACAGCAUUUCAGUCGGCAAAGUGGUACAUUGAUGUAUUAUCUAAGAGGAGCAGUCAUUAAUAUGCAUAAAAUCGAUCAUCACGAGUAAUAUAGGAAGCGUAGGAUAGAAGUGUAUAAGUGUUGGCACGUAGAGAGGCAAAUUCUUGGAUAAUAUCAUUCCACUUACCUCCCGGAUUCUAAAGUGAAAAUCGUUUCUUGAAUCCGGUUUUCUUAUCGCGCGUGGAUACCGCUUGAAUCCAUAACCGCAACACUUAACUAGAUUUGGUUCUAUCAUUUUUUCAGGACCAAUUACCAUAAACGAUUAUAUCGGUAGCAUGUUCGAAUCGUGUUAUUAUGCAGCAUUGUACUUAAAACUUUCAUGAGAAAAAAAAAAAUACGCCGUGAGCCCGG